Lineus longissimus is the source of this 5454-nucleotide messenger RNA. RefSeq lists its product as uncharacterized. The transcript is spliced from 18 exons. Lineage: Eukaryota; Metazoa; Nemertea; Pilidiophora; Heteronemertea; Lineidae. The record is from RefSeq and is a predicted model, not a curated record. The coding region runs from base 93 to 3218 and encodes 1041 amino acids.
AAAAUGGCGACGACAGGUGCCCUUUCGAACUGAAAGUCGCCUGAAUAAAACUACAUUGGGGUUACGCGGAGAAGUAAUAUAUUGCCUUCGCCAUGGAUCAGAAGCACCCACGUCGUACGUCCAAAUCUGUCUUCAGUAUGUCAUCUGGCACAGUCAUGGAGGAGUCCGAGCAGGACGUCCCAUUUGCCGUCGAGUCUACGCCAUCUGCAAAGUCUUUCACAAAUCUUGAAGAUGCCACUUCGGAGAAUGGGGAUCUUAAUUUUUCCCCACCAGAAAAUGGCGACCUUCCAAAUCUUGAGGAGAUGCUUGAAGAUCUCGAGGGCGAAGAAGAGUCAGACUUGGCCACAAAGAGGACGCCACCAUCACUAUUCACAAGACCAGAACAUGUCGACAACUACAAGAAAAUCUCCGAGUUGCGUUUGGAAAUGGAGGACAUUGACAUCGCCCCGUAUGUGGAACGUUUUGAAGACGAUGUCAGGGAUGACAUUCUGAUGAUCGGUAGCAUUUCUUUGGAGGAAGUGCAGGAAGAGGAACGACGGCUUAGAGAUGAACAUGUCUUGUUCCAAGAACAAGAAGCAAAACGCACCAAAGGACAACAGGAGAAAAUCGUCCUCCUGGAGGAGAAGACGAAAAAACACAUCGCCAGGACGAUGAAAGAAAAGCGCGACUAUCUCAGUCGCAGAGAGUUCCUUGCCCAGCAGAGGGAGCGACUCCUAGUGGACAACUUGCACAAGACUUUCCGUCGGGCGGAGAAUCGCUUGUUGAGUGCUUUGGAGCAUAGGAAGGGUGAAGUGAAGACGAUGUACGGUGAUCUUCAAGUAGCAGACGGACAGUACGGUGGUAGUAAGGGACGUCGGUGGAAGGUCGACUGGGAGAACACACCGCAGCCGAUACAGGUCAAGUUGAAGUGUCUGAGAGGUGUCAAGGACAAACUGCCAGCUGGACGAUAUGUCCUGAUGGUGUCUCUUUACAACCGACUUGGCGGUAACGUGAUGAGGUGGUCCAAACUGAAGGGACAGGAGUGGGCUGGAUCCACCCUGCCGCUCAACCAUGAUGGACACUUCUACAAUUAUGAAUGCAAGAUUGACCAGAGUGUCUUCACGGUUCUCCCUGCCAAGCCGUCCAUCCGUCCCGGUAUGAUACUACUGUUUGAGCUCUUCCUGAUGAGAGGCAAGGUGGUGCCGACCGAUCGUGUCGUAGGGUGGUCCUGCUUCCCGAUCAGCGAUGCUAACUUUGAGGUCAUCGAAGGAAAAUAUAAAGUGCCGCUGCUGCGAGGCCCGAUGGAUCAACAGAUAGACAAACAUGAGCGUCUGGAGGAGUUGAUGGCAUCUGACCUCGAUCACUGGUUGUGUAAUCUCUACUUUGAGACAGUCAGGCUUCCAAGAUACCUUGGUGGACAAAAAGAGUUUGAAGUCGAGCUCCAGUUCACAUCCAGUUUGUUGAAUUUCCCUGAUCGUAUCCACGGAGCUGAGGAGAAUAGGGAUGGUGAAGACCCGGUCCCUGGAUCAACGAUGGGGUCGACUGCUACACAGAUAGAGGGAUCGCAUGCAAGUCUGCGCCUGAGUGCCAUCCUGGACCAGCACCGUGAUGAAGACACCAAGCUGCCUCCUCCAUCAGAGGAGGACAAGCUCUCUGACACACUCUCUCUCAAGGACUUGAAGAACAACCUGAACACGCGCCCUAUGACCUCCCUCGGUUCUCGCAGCAUCCACAAGGAGAAGAAGGUUCUCCUUGGUGAUACGGACAGUUCAGAUGAUGAAGAGGAGGAAGUCUACAUGCAGAAGAGGGAGGAGGAGUUCCUCCCUGUCAAGGGGGAGCCUGGCAUGUACUACAAGCGCCACCUGAAUAAUCCGGUCGAUGUUUACCACAAGAAGUUCUACAGUCUGCUGCCGAAGACGCCACUGAUGACGACCAAGAAACCCAAGAGGAAGAUGACACAUCUGGAGGAGCUCGAGCAGCAUACGUUCUCAGUCAAGGAGCCUUUCUCUGACAAGGGACGAACCGCAUCAAACGGUCUCACCAAGGUCAACUACAUGUCCCGUCAGCUGAUGUCAGAGCUUGGCCUGUCGCAGUGGCGGAGCAGGGAAUUCUGGGCCAUGUUGCUGAUGUUGAUUGUCGUCUUCUUCGUCCGGAUGUACAUGCACUAUAUCGGGCAGUGGUUAUUCUUACAGGCAAAGUCCAUCCCGAUCAACAAGUUUGAGUUUCUCCCGCACACGGUGAACCUGAACUACCAGAACACUCUCCUCCUGACCUGGGAAGAGAUUGGCAUCGUCACCCUCGGCCCGUUGAUGAAUAUCGUCAUCUUCGGCCUCCUCAUCUCCCUCUCCUUCGUCUGUCAGAGAAUCUUCCACAAUUUCCCCGACCUCGGAUCAAAGUUCGUCUUUGCAUACGGCAUCUUUACAUUCUUCGACUGGCUUCUGAUUCUGAUCGUGGACUGCAUCAUCGGGAGAUACGCCGAUCUUGGUGGGGACAACCCGAUAGCUGACUUUGCUAAGCUGUGGUGGCACUUCUCGCGUACCCAGGGCUCUGGCCUAGGUGGUGCUAUGAUCACACUCUUCCUCUAUAUCUUCCUCAUGUUCUUCACCGGCCUCAUGAUCUACAUGUAUUUCCUCAGACUUCACAACAACGGCCGCAUGUUGGACAUCUACUGGCGUCUCCACGGUGCUGAGGAAAACUUCUUUGUGCCCUACGAUCUGGAGCUGUCCAAUUAUGAGCUGAGUUACAUCUCAAAGAGAGCUGAGCAGUGGCGUGGCGAGGAAGGAGAGAGGAAGAAAGUGGCUGUCUACGAUUACGUCUGGGAGGAGGAUGAGAUGGACGAGAAAAUCUGGGAUGAGAAUGUCGACGAGGAACCACCAGAGAAAGAGAAGAAACAGGAAGUGACAACUCACGUCUCGAUCCACACGAUCCACCUCGAUGGCCUUCGGGAGCUCCACCGUCAUUUCCUACGUCUUCCUGAUGGCGGCAUCGUGGAGGUGUUUGGAGAUAUGGCGGUGCCUGGCAUGGACAAGGAUGUCAAGACGGCACUGAUCCAGGGGACCCAGGUUGUUGAGAAUCUGUACGAUUCGCAGGAGAAUUUGGGAAGGAACCGUAAGCGCCCACAGACCGUGUGGACUGUUCAUGGCCUUCAACCUGAUGCCAAGGAUUCAUUCUACGGCUCCAAGAACAGCCUUGGUGUCGAAAUGAUGGACGACAACAGCUACGACAAGAAAGAAGUAUAGAUCACGUCGCCUUCGUCCAUUGCUUGGGGAAACUCACAUGCAAUGUUUAGCUGAGUUGAAGAUUUAGAUCAUAGUCUCACGUACAAGUGAUUCCAAAGACUGACCAUGUUUAGAUGUGAUUUGAGAUUAAACAGCUGUUGAAUGUGUCCUUACAAGUUGGUAUUCAAACCUGUUGUGAAAUCAACACAGUUUCAAUGUUCUUAACUCUUUAAGUGCCAAUUCCCAAGAGAUGUCUUCCCCUCAGUGUUUCCAGGGGGAAAUAUCUUUUUUCAAUGGGCUAUUUUAUAAAGCCUUUCUAUAUAAACAUUGAAACAGUAGUGAUUCUUCAACAGUUAUGAGUGAACCGGGACUACCCUCUGAGAGAAGGAAUAUCUGUAACAAGAGAUUUACCUCAUGGGUAUUUAUUGUUCUGUAAGAUUUUAUAGUUUACAAAAGUUGUGAUAACAGUGGAACAAUCUUGUGGUUAUCAAUUGUUGAUUUGUUUAUGACAAUUUAUCCGUCCUGUGUUUAGUACUGUUGACUUCUGGUAAAAACAUGUUGAGAAUUUGUUUGAUUACUUCAAAGGAGAGUCUCAUUUACCAUGUCACUCCGUGGAUAUCCAAAAAGAUUUUGUAUAUUUCGUCGUACUGCUAGGUGACAUAUAACUUCCUGAAAUUUCCAUAAUGUUCCCUCCUCAUUUGCUGGUAAGAUUUCACAGUUGAAUCGUAGAGGAGUCAUUGUGUUCUUGUAGACCACAGAGUUUUCAAAGAGUGGUUUCCUGUCUAUUGUAUUGUUGUUAACUAGAAUCUAGUCAGACUUCAGUGAUAUUUUCGAUCUUGAAAUGUUCAAGAAGCUGUAUUGAAAAGAAAAAAGACAAUCAUGUUUAUUAGUCAAGUAUAUUGUUGUAUAUAGUUUCAUAUUCUAAUGUCUGAAGUGCUUUCCAUCAGACCCAGGUGGUCCAGUCAUUUUAACAGAAUGGUGUAUUAUUCUAAUGAUGUGAUGUUAUUGAUCUGUGCUAUUGUUUGAGAGCUCUCCUUUCAGAAUGUGAUGUGGAGUUACACAUAUUACUUUGAUUACUUGGAGGAAUAUGUUUUUGGUUACACUCAAGGUGACAAGAAUGCUAUACUUGAUCUUGAUGUGAUAAUCAUGUGAGUGUAAGGAGAACACAACCUUAUAGUGCUCUGUGUGAUGUCAUCCAUUGUCUUUCGUUUGAGCGUAAAGUGUUAUUCGAAGGGCGGCUCUUAACCAAUACCACAGGAUAAUCGUUUAUAUGCUAUAUUCAUACACACACAAAUAUAAUGCACCUGUCUAACAAAAAGUGAUGGUAUGUUAACCUUGAAGUACAUUGUACUUGAGAGCUUUGCAUGCAGUAGUUUAUCGAAUAAUCAAAAGACAUUUUGCGUCCCAUUUAUUCAUGUCUGUUAGAUGCAGAAAUGCAUUUUGUGAUUUAUCUAUACAAAUUUCCGUCCAUUUUGAUUUUGUUGAUGAAUCAAGUCAUCGAUAGACAUGUGUUCUAGAACUUGUUGAUGUUAUGAAUGUUAGACAUGCCAGGGACUGCACCCACGGUCAAUGAGACGGGUUAUGAAGUUUUACUAGUCAAUUUUUUGGCCAGAAAGUUUCAGCUGAGCCAGGUGUAACAUUUUAUUUCAAUUUUUUUGUUGACAAUCAGGAGUUGAAGAGAAGAGCAAAUACGAUUUUGUAAACAUAAACUGCUGGACAGUUUUACGACAGUAUUGAAUUUAUAUGAGUAUUUUUUUAAUUCCACUGACAAUCUAUCUAUCUUACCGUCCCUAAUUUGUGAAAUAUGUAUUUAAUUAGGAGGACAUUGUAUGUAUUUAUUUAUUGCAGAUGUAGGCGAGAAGACCUUGUUUAUUUUUCGUGUAUAAUUUUGAUGUUUUUCUCAAAGGCUUGUAGAAAUACAAAGCAUAUGAAUAUUUUGAAACUGAAUAUCAUCAAGUAAGAAUAUCAAUGAGAGACUGUGUUGGCUGAAAGUAGCAGUCGUUAGCUGUCCAAUACAGUACUGCACCCUUUGCGGGGAAAAUUGACAAGGGUUUGACACGGAGGAGAAAUUUGUUGUCUCUUGGACAGCUAGCUACUGCUUCCUCCUUGUAAGAAACUUCCCCAUUGCAACUGAGCCCAACGCAAUAUAAAAAGUCACAUCUCUUUGGGGUUGUGCUGUUCAUUCCUUGAGAUCCUAUUUCAAAACAUCAGUAUAAACAUGAAGUGCCUGCUGCUGAAAUAAAUAUCUAUCGUCAAA